Messenger RNA from Trichoderma harzianum CBS 226.95, 828 nucleotides. RefSeq lists its product as hypothetical. The record is from RefSeq and is a predicted model, not a curated record. The transcript is spliced from 3 exons. Bases 1 to 828 code for a protein of 275 amino acids. Gene Ontology annotation, biological process: mycotoxin biosynthetic process. Lineage: Eukaryota; Fungi; Ascomycota; Sordariomycetes; Hypocreales; Hypocreaceae.
AUGAAUAAGGAUUCGUACGAUCUUCUGUUGACCGGUGACUACGGAGAGGACGCCAUCCUUCAAAAUACUUCUCGUCUUUCUCAUGGGAGCGCACGGCGUAACUCCCUAUCAUCAUAUUUAAUAAUUGCUUCCAAGAUAUUCCCAUGGAUUCUGUCAUUCAUACUUGCGACCAUCAUUAUAUACGACAGAACUAAUGGCUGGGAUCGAUUUCGUCAACACAAACUAUACGCUUCGCACCAAGCUUAUUCUCCGGCCCAAAACGAGAUUGAAUACAAAUUAACGAAAUUCCAUACCAAUAUUGUGGAUGCCCCCGACGAAUUUCAAGGAGGCCCUUCAGAAAUUCUGAACAAGGCAUGGGAUGGUUUGUUCAAUUUUGGUAUAUCUACAAUCCCUAAAGGUCAAGCAAAAUUACUCCCAAACUAUACAUCACCAGUACCUGGUCACGAAGACGAAUAUAUUGUUGAGCUUGACGUAUUUCACCAACUCCACUGCCUUGUACUUUCCCUGAAUUGGACGGUUCCCGAAACAUAUCCAUAUGAGGCGUUUGAAGAAAAUCGAGUCAAAAACAGUAUCAACCCAUGGCACAUCGGUCAUUGUCUCGAAAGUUUACGACAAUCGAUCAUGUGUCACGCCGAUAUUACUCCAGCCGUUUGGCACUGGGACUACUCUGUUGCCAACCCAGUAAGAAACAAGCCUUGGCUCACUGUUCUACAUACGUGUCGCGAUUUCGACCGUAUCCGUGAUUGGGCUAAAAAGCGCAAGAUACGAUGGGAUUUUGACGACAAUGUUGAAAUACCGCAGCAGUUUGAUAUACCAACAUAUCCAUGA